AAGCGGCUGGCUCCUGGAAAUAUACUGAGAGCACACAGAGCUUCCCCACACCUUCAAAUUUGCACCUUGUGGCCCAGGAGCUUGCUUCAGUAGCCUUCUUUCCCAGCUUACUAUGGCCACCACCAAUAGCAGUGCGGGCAUCCGGUGGUCCAGACAGGAGACACGAACUCUUCUCUCCAUACUAGGUGAGGCAGAGUAUAUUCAACGCCUCCAGACUGUACAUCAUAAUGCAGAUGUCUAUCAGGCUGUGUCUAAGCGGAUGCAGCAGGAAGGCUUCCGCCGCACCGAACGCCAGUGCCGCUCCAAGUUUAAAGUUCUGAAGGCAUUAUAUUUAAAGGCCUAUGUUGCCCAUGCCACCAGUAUGGGUGAUCCACCACACUGUCCAUUUUAUGAUACGUUGGAUCAGCUUCUCCGCAAUCAGAUAGUGACUGAUCCAGACAACUUAAUGGAGGCUGCUGCAUGGGCCAAGCACUGUGAUCAGAACAUAGUGACCUCUGACACCCCGGGGGAAGAGGGAACCAGCAUUCUGAAAGCAAAAAGGACUCAGGCAGCUGAUCAUCAGCCUUUCUUGAAAACAGUUAAGGAAUCAGAUGAGGAUUGUCAGCUGAGAAUCAGUGACCAGAUACAAGAAACCAGUGACCUUGAGGACUCCUGGGAUGAAUCCUCGGGUGCAGGGUGCUCUCAAGGGACCCCCAGCUACAGCAGCUCCCACAGCCUUUUCAGAGGUGCAGUUGCUCCCUGUCAGAGCAGCCCCAUGACCAGACUGAGUGUGUCCGGUGAACCCAGUCCCUGCACCAACACCAACCGAAACCCUCGAGGGGCAGCCUCCACUCUGCAGCCUCCAGGUUCCUCUUCUGCAGUUGGUUUGGUCUCUGGUGGGGAUAGGCCUUUGACCAGUGAGCCUCCUCCAAGGUGGGCAAGGCGAAGAAGGCGGUCAGUGGCCAGGACUAUUGCAGCUGAGUUGGCAGAAAACAGGAGGUUGGCACGAGAACUUUCAAAGCGGGAGGAAGAAAAACUGGAUAGGUUGAUUGCUAUUGGUGAGGAGGCCAGUGCCCAGCAAGACACUGCCAAUGAGCUGCGCAGGGAUGCUGUCAUCGCAGUCAGACGCUUGGCUACAGCAGUGGAAGAAGCAACUGGUGCUUUUCAGCUAGGGCUUGAAAAAUUGCUUCAAAGGUUGAUUUCAAAUACCAAAAGCUAGGAACUGAUUGCGAAAGAAUGUAUUUCCUAAAGUGGUAGAAGUCUUCUUCCAACACCUGCCUUCUGGUACCAUGGCUCCUUUUCUGUCCUUAGAAAGUAAAUGAGUCAUUAAUAAGCAGAAUAGUAGGAGUAUACUCUGUGAGUUCCCUUUCCCAAGAUUCUCCACUAAAUGAAAGAUCUUUAAGAAAUGGUAGGUGCCUGAUAGAAAAUACAUGGAGCCAAGUCCAAGAGUGUUAGUUUGUCCUGACUUCCUCAAUGUGAGGCAAUUUCCUUUAUCUCUCUUCCACAGAUUUCUCAUCUGUGAAAAGGGGAGAUAGCUAAUAAUAACUCCUGCCCUGCCUACCUCACAGGGUUGUUGUGAGGAUCAGAUGGCUAAUAGAUGUGAAAGAACUUAAAAGUUUAAAAGCACUAUACAAAUGUAAGUUAUUAAUGCAUAUGACCUCGGCUAAAGCAAGGCUGGGGUCAGCACACUAGUUUACAAAAUACAUAAGUGUGGUUGUAUACCAUGACCUGAUUGCUUGAAUCUUUACUAGUUUAAUUUGACUGCUUUGUGGAGUUUGAAAUCUUAAUUUUUUAAGUCCUUCUGUGGCUUGUUAGACUAGUCUAGGCACAAUGUGUAUUUGUAUCUUUGUCUCAUUUUCACUGCUGUGUCUGACAUAUCUUCUAGUAAGCACUCUUAAUAGUCAAAUCAGCUUUCCCUCUUCGUUUUACUACUUCUUAGUCUUCUAUCAAGAUAAGAAUAUAAGAACUGAUGGGAAUUGCAGUAGUGUGUUAACACUUCUUAUUGGUGAUCUUUGAUUUGGUGAAAUAUUAACUGUUCUAUAAGGUAGUAAAUGUAAGUAAAUUCUUUGCAUUUCAUAUCAUUUGGGUCCUUUUAUGUGCAUAAGCUAUAUCUUUAAAUUUUGGUUACCAUUUGAACAUUAUGGAAACAAUUUGGAUGAUAUCAGUUUCUAAUCUGUUUUGAGCUAAUUUCACUCUUUUCUGUUAGCCAUGUUUUUGGUUUGGGGCAGGGGUUGGGCCUAGUAUGUUAUAGAGGGCAAGCCCUAGAAAACUUCCUAGGUCACUUUUACUCAAAUGAUGUAGGCAAAAAUUUAUCUAGUUAAUGGCAUAUGGUGAAAGAAACCAACUUUGUUUUCCCUUUAGCCUUGAGAACACUAGAGGGUGGUAUGGAUAAAAACUGCCUGCUAUAGAUAAUUCUUUUUAAGCAUAAGCCCUCAAAAAAUACAUUUCCCUCACCCCAACACACACAUUCUUAGGAAGAGAUAAAAGUGAUAAGCACCACUUCCACUUGACUUCAGAAAGAAAACCAUUACUUGCCAUCACUAAACUAACUUAAAACUUUUAGGAGGAAACACAAAUGGGAGUCUUUGGGAUUGGAAAGGCUUUCCUGUAAUCAAGAAGCUGGAGGGCUGGUGGAGUGGCUCAAGUGAUAGAGUGACUGCCUAGCAGGUGUGUGGGGAGAGGUUGUGUUUUAUACAUUGUAGACCUGGGUGCUUACCUAAGUGCUGAAAAUGCACACAGGUGAAGAAAUGGUCAAAACAUCAGUGAGACCUACCUGAAACCAAAAGGUACAGCUAGUGAGCACCACUCUGAAGAAUGAGUGGUGGAUAUAUGAAGUAUCAGUGUGGUAGAGUACACUUAAAUCUAGUUAGGUCCCCUUGAUGCUAAUCCUGUCACAGUGUUUUCAUUGGGCAGAUGACUUACCCUUUUCGUGCCUCGAUUUCUUUAUCUCUAAAUUGAGAAAUCUAGAUGAUUUUUUCCUAGUACCUUUCAGUUCUAAGAAAAUUUUAAAUAGCAUAACGAAAAAGGCAAAAUGAACGUGAAAUUUUAACUGUAACAUUUUCAGUCAUAGCAGUAUACUAUUGUAUGUUUAAAAUACUGGUAACAAUUUUAAGAGAGCAAUCUAAGGUAUUAAUGUUUAUUAAUAUACCCUGACCUUCU
Messenger RNA from Castor canadensis (American beaver), 3138 nucleotides. RefSeq names its product Myb/SANT DNA binding domain containing 7 (gene Msantd7). Lineage: Eukaryota; Metazoa; Chordata; Mammalia; Rodentia; Castoridae. The record is from RefSeq and is a predicted model, not a curated record.